Clunio marinus is the source of this 213-nucleotide messenger RNA. The record is from the annotation of a GenBank genome assembly. Lineage: Eukaryota; Metazoa; Arthropoda; Insecta; Diptera; Chironomidae.
AUGAGAGAAGCAGCAGUUGGGUGUUUAAGAAAAAAGAAACGAGAUCAGUAUUUUGUUUACAUAAAGACAAAGUUGACAUGUGAAUUAAAGAUGAAAAUCUAUUUGAGAAUCAAAGCGAAUCUUCUCCGAUCCGUCAUCGCUGUUGACAAUGAUGUUGUAAAAAUAAGUUACGGGCGUCUCAAAUUACUGGAAAGAUUAUCUUUGAUCUCAUGA